AUGGACUUCGCAUAUGGCUUGGUCCUUCCGCUAAUUCCUGAAGGCAAAGCCAAAGAUACGAACUUCUUGACUCUCGAGCUGGAUAGUCGCGUUCAAAGUGACCAUGGAUCUUGUCAAGAAUCUAAAUCAUCAUUGUCUCCUAUGAUGGCAGUUCCUGCAACACAAAGGGCAGUCGUCACUCGCGAGGUGGGCAAAACACUAAAUAUGUCGCUUGAAACGAUAUCCGUGCGAGAACCUGGCCCAAGCGAGGUUGUCAUUCGCAUUUCAUACUCGGGAAUCUGCUGCAGCGAUUCCAUGUUCUCCGUCGGGCCACAACCGGGCUACCCCAAGUACAACCAUAUUGCCGGCCACGAAGGGAUCGGGCAUAUUGUCAAGUCGCACGAACCGACCCUCGCGCCGUCCACCAACCGUCUAUACGGCAUUCGAUAUCUCGCCUGGAGCUGCGGCUCGUGCACCUAUUGCCUGCACGACUUGCCUACCUCGUGUCCAUCCCAGCUUAACACCCCCAAGCAAGUCCCCGGCACGUUCCAGGAGUACCUCACGGUUCCGAGCUGUGUGCUUGUGCCAUUACCAGAGAAUAUCACCGACGGGAGGGUCGAUACCGCCCUCUACGCCGCUGCGCUCUGCUCCGGGUCAACGGCUCUCACGUCUCUUCGAGCUGCUUCGCUCGGUGCUGGGAGCAUCGUGGUCGUAGUCGGCGUAAUGGGAGCCAUCGGGCAUCUAGUGGGGAUGAUAGCGAAAAAGAUUCUGGGCGCAAAAGUGAUCGGUGUGGACCUCCCAGCCAAAGUAGACAGGGCUUCACCUCAGGACUCCCAUGACUACUGCGAUAUCCUUCUUGGGGCUCCCAAGUCUCACCAGGGCAACGCCUGGGAGGAGUUCCACGCGGCGGUGCUGAAUGCUUGCGCGCAACUCCGUGGAGAGCAACGUGGUGGGGGUGUGAAGAGAGCAGCCGAGUGCGUGAUUGUGACGAGUAGCUCCAUCGAGGCGUUCCAGAAGCUCGAUGAAUACGUCCGCGAUGGAGGCACCAUUGUCUGCGCCGGGGUGCCGAAAGGGCUGAACAGGGUCUCUCUUCCGCUUCAUUGUCUUGUCGAACGAAACCUGCACUUGUCCGGAAAUCUCAUGGGUAGUCAUGACGCGGCAUUAGAGGUAAUGGAAUACAUCCGGACCAAUCGUAUCACCCCCCGCGUCAGUAAAGUACGGCUGGAAGGAGUUCCAGAGCGCUUGCAAGCAAUGAUGGAUUAUCAGACAGUGGGCAAGGUUGUGGUUUGUAUGUGA
Molecule: messenger RNA, 1275 nt
Organism: Penicillium canescens
Lineage: Eukaryota; Fungi; Ascomycota; Eurotiomycetes; Eurotiales; Aspergillaceae
Exons: 3
Coding region: 1-1275 (424 amino acids)
Source: RefSeq, a predicted model, not a curated record